This is a messenger RNA of Pocillopora meandrina, 600 nucleotides long. The record is from the annotation of a GenBank genome assembly. Lineage: Eukaryota; Metazoa; Cnidaria; Anthozoa; Scleractinia; Pocilloporidae.
AUGGUAGAUUCCAAGUUCCUGAUCGUGACCACGCUAUGCUAUGUGGGAAUCUUCGGCGUGAUUUUUAUCGUCUGUUGCUGUGCUUGGACUAGACAUUUAAGAAGAGAAGGGCGUGGAUAUUCGCCGAGGAUUCGAAAUAACUCGAGCAGGAGGGUUCAUCGACCACAACCGCCAGAAUACCCGAUGGUACCUUCUACACCAUUGUACGCUCAUCGAGGUCAUGGAUUUGCGGAAGUUAAUUUUCCAGAUGGAAACACUUACUAUCCAGCCCCACAGCGAACGCAAAACCUCGCUCAAAGAAAUAAUUUAUACCCAAUGGUACGUCAUCAUCCUACUUCAUUUGGAUACCCACAAGCGCAUUUUUUUCCAACUAGCGUGACGACAAAUGUCGAUAUCUCACUUGACGUACACGGAAUGAACUACGGAGAUACUAGCCAGGGUGGUUUGUCAGGCGAUGAAUUCAGCGACGCCACGAGUUCAAGAUUUGACGGCGUUGCUAGUGUCGCAGCGGAAAAUGUAGAAACAAAGGAAGGCAAUCAAACCCCAAGAACUAUCUCGCCUUCUCACGCCUCAGAAGAUGAUGGCAAAGAAUCCGAGUAA